ACGCAUCACUGGCUGCUGUUUGAUCAUCGCUGUUCGCGUCCCCCUUUUUCUUUCAUUUCAUUUCUUCUUUCACAUCAUCAUCACCACAACAAGAGCAUAGGCUCAGAUACCUCAACAAGCAGCGACAUAUAUGCGCAUGUCGCCUUCCGUUCCCCCUCUUUCCGACCUCUUUCGCACCGCCUCUUUUGCCUUUGCCUUUACUGUCAACCUCUGUUAAGACGCCCAACACUCGACGCCGUCUGUCAAAGGUUACAACCAGGCAGACAGAGAUCAAUUCAACUUACAGCAAUUAAUUCAGCCACAGAAGCGUUCAGCAUUACAUACCUGGCCAUUAAUCAUGCUCGCACCUCUCGCAUUGCUCCCUUUGCUCUCCCUGAUGCUUCCUCAGGCGUCUGCGGACACUCGACCAGGGAGCCUUCCCCAUAACCUUCAUCAUCCCUAUCGCCGUUCCCUCAAGCGAUCCAUUACCUCGGACGCGUCCUCUAUCAAUGGCGAAUCGUUCGACUUUGUGAUUGCUGGUGGUGGUGUUGCUGGUUUGACUCUCGCAGCAAGAUUGAGUGAAUGGAGUAAUGUGACCGUCUUAUGUAUCGAAGCCGGUGGAGACGGCUCUAACUACGAGGAUCAAAUUGAUAUCCCUGGCUACUCCUAUCUCAACUCCCUCACGGGUACUGCGUAUGACUGGGCAUACAACACUGUUCCACAGACAGAUGCUCUCGACCUCACGAAGUAUUGGCCCAGAGGAAAAGGCUUGGGUGGUUCAGGUGCCAUCAACGGUUUAUUUUGGGGAAGAGCGAGUUCCAUCGAGUAUGAUGCUUGGGCUACUUUAAAUCCUAAUGGCAAUGAGACAUGGAAUUGGGAAGAAGUAAACAAGUACAUCAAGAAGUCCGAGAAUCUCACCGCUCCUCCCACUGAUAUCCAGGAAAAGUUUGGUAUCGUCGUUAACGCAUCUGCCCACGGCGACGAUGGACCCAUUCAAAUCGGUUUUUCCGAAUAUAUUUUCGACGAGGUGGCUAAGUGGAUUCCUACCUGGGAAACUCUUGGGCUCUCUGGGAAAGAUCUCGCAGGCGGCUCAACACACGGUGCCAUGAUUUCCACUUCCACCAUCAACAUGCGGAACCAGACGCGAUCCGAUUCCAAGGCCGGCUACAUCGACCCUCUUCCUCCAAGGUCCAACCUUGUGAUUUUGACUGAACAACAGGUCACAGGUGUCAUAUUCAAUGGAAGCACAGACGCGAGUGGAAACAUCGUCGCCAGUGGUGUUACUUUCCAAGCGAACAGCAACUCGGCCAAUUAUUCCGUUCAGGCCAAUAAGGAAGUACUUUUGGCCGGUGGAACUGUUGGUUCCCCUCAGAUUCUUCAGCUCUCAGGUAUUGGGCCCAAGGACCUACUGUCCAGCCUUGGCAUCGAUACUAAAAUUGACUUGCCCGUUGGAUAUAACCUUCAGGAUCACGUUUCGUACUCUAUGUAUUGGUCCACUCCUCAAGGUACCCUUACAUGGAGCAAUCUGAGUGCAUCCUCCACGCUUCAGAGCGAGCAGUUGGCUCAAUACAAGUCAAAUUUCACCGGCAUGUGGACUUACGUCAAUGAAGCCGUUGGAUACCCCUCUAUGUCCGAUAUCAUGCAGUCAAGCUCGUCAGCAUCUACUUACGCCUCGACAGUAUCCUCUGCUAUUGACGGCAUGGUCACCAACGUCACUUCCUGGCUCGAUCUUCCGGAUACUGUUGCUACCGGUCUUACGUCACAGUACCAGAUCCAGCAACAGUGGCUUACCGAGGAUAUUGGGCAGCUCGAAAUUGUUCUUACCCUGCUUGGUAAUGGUGGCAACGAAUUGGGUAUCCAAGUCGCUUUGCAACAUCCUUUCUCUCGAGGUACCAUUUUCAUCAACUCUACCGACCCUUUCACCCAGCCGAACAUCAAUCCGGACUACUUUGGCGUUGGUUACGACAUUGAUAUUAUGGCCUACGGCUCUGAAUUCGCCAGGCGUUUGGCUGCUGCGAGUCCUUUGUCCGACGUCAUGAUCACCGAGACCGCUCCCGGAUCCAGCGUCACCGGUGACUCUCUUGCUACCUACACGAAACAGAAUUGUGGAACUGAGUACCACCCCCUCGGUACUUGCUCCAUGCUUCCCAAGAACAGCGGUGGUGUCGUCGACACCACUCUUACUGUCUAUGGUACCAGUAACUUGCGAGUCAUUGACACUUCUAUUGCUCCCUUGCAGCUCUCCGCACACUUGAUGGCCACUACGUAUGGUAUUGCCGAAAAAGGUGCUGACAUCAUCAAGAAGAAGUAUUGGUAUGUUGACCCUGUCACCAGCUCGUCCGCGACUGUAGCAGCUGCCACCACCUCGACCGAAGCCACGACGGCUGCUGUAGGCGACGCCACCGACACUGCUGUCACCAACAUUAAUCAGAACAAUGCUGAGUCUGGUAGUACCUUGAGCUCAGGUGCUAAAAUCGGUAUUGGAGUUGGUGUUGGUGUUGGCGCCGCUGCUGUUCUGGCAGGUCUGUUGUUAUUCUUCGUGAUGAGGAAGAGGAACCAGAAGGAGGACGAAAAGGGAUGGUACGGUGACAGACAAGAGGGAUGGAACCCGGAUGCUGGAGAUGCUUACAAGGAGCCUGGGUCUGCCUAUCCUAUGGCUGAUUUCGAUUCUCACAAUUCCUAUGCUUCUCCCACACCUGCUUUCAUUGGAAACCACUCUCGGAACCAAUCCAUAAAUACUAUCGCCACGGCGGAUCUUGCUUCUCGCACGCCCAUGCGCAACUCUUCCUCCUUCUCCUACGCUGCCGGUGGUCCUGGUGUCGGGCGGACUGCAAGCCCGUACAGGGAUGAUAUGAGCGAUGACGGAAAUGGUCAAGGUCAUGUGUAUCAGGCUCCCGAAGCGCCCGCUGGUCAACAAGCCACAAGGGGCGAACAAAGGUAUCAGCCUGUUAACAUUAGAUAAAUACAGAUCAAAUAAUUCACCUUUUCCCGCCCCCCUCCAGCUAUGAACUCUCAAAACAUCCUUCACGACUACCAACGAACAUUAUGGUUUGAAGGACAAUACUUGUCGGACGUUUUAGCUUCUUUUUUCCUUUCCGUUCUCAUAUCUUCUCGGUUCUCUGUGCCUCUUAUCAUACAUUCUAUCAUACAGUAACACUAGUACCUGACCUUUAGACAAUCGUUUUACGCCGCUAUCACGCAUCAUGACCGUACAAAAUUUCCGAACACUGUGUAUAAGGACGAUUCUUUAUUCGUGUCUAGAUACAGUCUCAAAUGCCCCCUCACUCUUUCUCUUCUGCAUUUUAGUUGAUUCCUUCAUAUGUCGUAAUUAAUUGAUUAUGUGAACAAUAAUGCAACCCCUGGUGCCGAC
This is a messenger RNA of Cryptococcus deneoformans JEC21, 3349 nucleotides long. RefSeq lists its product as hypothetical. The record is from RefSeq and is a predicted model, not a curated record. NCBI's taxonomy places the organism in Eukaryota, Fungi, Basidiomycota, Tremellomycetes, Tremellales, Cryptococcaceae. The coding region runs from base 338 to 2941 and encodes 867 amino acids. Gene Ontology annotation, molecular function: oxidoreductase activity, acting on CH-OH group of donors; flavin adenine dinucleotide binding. The transcript has 8 exons.